UGGGGUUUUACGCUGGGCAAAGGUGCGACCAUUUUACUCCUCUCCGCCCAUUGGUGAACGUAUAUCAGCGGAGGCAACGGGAUCUUGUUUUGUGAGUUGGCCUGCGAAAGAGUGUCAGAAAGAGGGGGUCGAACUGGGCCGCCUCUCUUGUUUCGCGGUUUCCGGCAGCGGGGAGCGAAAGAUUCGGCAGCGACAGUAUACAUCAUGAGCUAUUCCAAGGACCAACUCCUGCAGCGUUUGAAGGAACUUCAACUUAACUUUUCCACUUGCAGUCAUCCUGCAGUUCUGACUGUUGAAGCUCAGGCAAAGCAUGUUGGGCAUUUGGAGGGUGCAUUAAGCAAAAACUUACUGUUGAAGGAUAAAAAACAUCGGUUUUAUAUUGUAUCUGCUUUGGCGACCACUCCUAUUGACUUAAAAGUCUUAUCUCAGCGUCUUGGAUUGGGAAAAGGAGGUUUGCGGAUGGCUCCUGAAGAAGCUCUUCAGGAAAUACUUCAGGUGCCAUUAGGGUCUGUGACACCUUUUGCAUUAGUAAAUGAAUCUGCACGGUCUGUUGGACUUUUGUUGGAUCAAGGUUUCAAAGCUCAAAAAAGAUGUUUUUUCCAUCCUCUUUCAAAUGAGAUGACUAUAUCCCUUGCUGCUUCUGAGCUUGAUAAGUUUUUGGUUUCAAUCGGAAGAAGUCCAUGUUAUGUAGACCUGGAGGAAAAUCCUCCAAUUGGAAAGGAUCAACCUCCUGAUCUUGCUGCUUAUGUUCCUGGUGAGGCACCAAGUCUUCCAGGCCAGUCGCUGAAGCCAGUCAAUAAUGAACUUCCAACAGUUGGAUCCUGUAUGUCUGAAGGGAGCAAUUCAACAACCAAUAUGGAGUUGAAAAAGGGGACUUCACAAUCUAAGCCUGAAAAGAGGAAAGUGAAACCUGAGGAGCAACACAAAGGCACGGACAAUCUAGCAUUUGUAUCUGAUGUCAAGAAAAUUGUUGAUGAAAUCAUUACUAGAACUUCAGAAGUGGUCAUAUCAGAGGUCAAUAAGGAGUCAAUUCAAUUGCAUGGUGAACAGCUAGGGUCUGUUGUUUCUGCUGGCUUAAAAAAGCGACUUGGUGCAGAUCUAGAGAACCUGAUAAUGGUUUUGAAGAAUGCAGCUUACACACAAGGAUUUCAUUCAGGUCUGAGAAGCCAAUCACAUUUGCGGGAAUGACCUCCUAGGUCCAACGGAAUGGAAGCAAGGGAGGUCAACUUGUGGCCCAACCGACUAGGCAAGGAUGCAUGUUUUGUUUUGAGUUGGUUGCUUCGAGUUCUUUCUUCUUGUUUGUUGAGGAAAGACGGCAACCUGAAAGAAGCACCGACUCGGGCUGGUUGCUUUCCUCCGAUCAAAAGACCAAGAAGCAGUAGUUUUCAUGUUUAAGUUUUUGGGGCUGCGAGCUGUGGCCUUUAUGGAGGCGUCAAUAUUCAAGAUUUUCUGUAAACUUUACGUAAGGUUACGCUAAAAUUCCCAAAGAUAUCUUUUAAGUUUUAUGCAUGAAAAGUAAGUUACUCUAGUUUAA
Molecule: messenger RNA, 1534 nt
Organism: Nymphaea colorata (pocket water lily)
Lineage: Eukaryota; Viridiplantae; Streptophyta; Magnoliopsida; Nymphaeales; Nymphaeaceae
Exons: 13
Coding region: 205-1188 (327 amino acids)
Molecular function (GO): aminoacyl-tRNA deacylase activity
Source: RefSeq, a predicted model, not a curated record